AUGGAGGCACCGGAUGCCCCUCGGCCCUCCUCGACUUCCGACUCGUUGGUGACUGGUCCUGACCUCCCCGCUCGCCUCACGGACGCCACACCUGGCACUACCGCCAACGCUGCCCUUUUUGCACUCGCUCGCUUUGAGUUUGAGACAGGCAAAGGCAAUGAAGGCACUAAGAUUCUCAUGGUUGAAUGGGAUCCUUCGGCCUCUCCAUCCGUUCUUACCCUACCAUCGGCAACAUCCAAGGCCUGGGAAGUAUCCUGGGAGGGAAAGACAAACUACCUCCCUGCUAGCGACGAGGUUACUGGAACAAAUAAACGCGUGUACUUUUUGCUUCCUCCUGGUGCCACCGUUCCGCCAGUCGUUACAAUUUCCCACCCAGACGGCACCAGGCUCACUACGAAGCCACUGCCUGCCAUUUUCCCACCCGGCUUGGCCGCUGGCAACCCGGACGUCGGGAUGCGAGGCAUCCUCCAUACAAUUUGGGCCAAAAAGAGGCUUUCCGGGCUCCAGGAAGAGGUCGAAAUCGAGAUGAAGACCAACACCGAAAGUGUUGGCCUGGAAAUGGCGCUCCAAGAAAGACAAUGGAUAACCUGUCACUUCGGCGUUGCUCUUAAGCCGGACGUUGUUCAGCACGCAACAAUGUUCGCAUCUCGCACUCCGCCUAGCCCGGUUUCUUCCAAAGCGCCAGUUGCCGGCAGGCUCGGGGAGAAGAUUAAAGUGUUGAAACUAGCCACGUCCGCCGCUGACUUGGUUGCUGGCUCGGCUGGUACAGACACUGAUCCGAUGUCCGCAGACGAAAGUGCGCAUGUGCAUACAACAUCCUUCUCUCCAACAUCCAGUGAUAUCGCAGUCUCGUCCUUCUCGAGCUUUAUCCGACCGACGACGCCUGGUAACCCAGCUGUAGAAGGUUCGGUCUCAUUGGACGCUGUUUCGAGCAAAAGUGCCUUCUCCUCGAAGCAACAAGACCAAGACCAGGAGGAAGGCCUCUUUGCGCUUUCCAUGAGCCCCCGGAGCCCCGAGAUGAAACGAAGCCCUUUUAGCCUUGCCUGA
Messenger RNA from Colletotrichum navitas, 1047 nucleotides. RefSeq lists its product as uncharacterized. The record is from RefSeq and is a predicted model, not a curated record. Lineage: Eukaryota; Fungi; Ascomycota; Sordariomycetes; Glomerellales; Glomerellaceae. The transcript has 2 exons. The coding region runs from base 1 to 1047 and encodes 348 amino acids.